CCCAGCACAAGUCGACAUCUCGACCUUUGACCGCAGUCGGGAAGCAGUAUCACCUCUUGUGACCACGUCGUCCUCUCUCCACGGUACAGUACCGCCCAAACUCUCGUUCAGCAGAUGGCUACGAUCCACAUGCCACGUACCUGUCAACCACCGUCAUGGUGAGCCUCUCCGGCUUUCUGUUCAUCUACGUCCUGGGCGGAAUCACCUUCAUUCCACUCGUUCUCGUCGUCGUUCUACUACACGCUCGUUACCUUCUCCCAGUCCGCGACGCGACUUCGGAUACAUCCCACACUACUACAGACAGACCGGGAGAGAACAGCAAGUCUUCGAAAGACGACGAUAAGAGCUGGGAAAUUGACUCCGGCAAGCUUCCGGCCGAGCUCAAAAAGCGUACACAUGAGCCAGACGUCGCGGCCGGUUACUUUGCAGUAUGUCGAGAAUAUGUGCCUGGAGGUGUCAAUGGCAAGCCGCCAGAGCGAACGACACCGGCGGGCGAGGUAGUAGCCACGGAGAGUCCGAGCGUGUACCAGAGCAUGUACCGCAGUAUAUUUGACCGGAACAAGAGUCAGAUCCCUACAUUGGACAGCGGUAAGACAGGAAGCAAGCCUCUGAAGAAGGCGCGGAACGUGUUCUUUGUGGUCCUGAGACAUGGGCACUUGAUGCUAUAUGACGACGCCGAACAGCUCGAAGUACGCCAUGUUAUAUCGCUAGCCUACUACGACGUCGAUGUAUACGCUGGAGGCGAGACCAUACCGGAAGGAGAGCUUUUCAUCAAGCGAAAUUGUGUACGGCUGGUCCGACGUCGAGCCCUUGGGACUCUUGACACCGACGCGAAACCAUUCUAUCUGUUUUGUGAUAACUGCUCCCUGAAGGAAGACUUCUACCACGCAAUGCUGGCGAAUCAAGAGAAACGACCCGACGCUUCUGACAGCCCUCCGAGCCCUCUGCAAUUCGACACGCAAGACAUCGUCAAGCUGGUGCAAACACUUCAUGCCUCUGAAGAGACUUUGCAAACCAGAUGGUUCAAUGCAUUGUUGGGGCGCGUCUUUCUAGGCAUAUAUCAGACGCCAGACAUCCUGGAUCAUGUGAAAGCAAAGAUCACCAAAAAGAUUGCGCGAGUGCCCAAGCCUGCGUUCAUCACCAGUAUCACUGUGCAGAAAAUUGAUAUGGGAGAUGCCGCUCCAACGAUUACGCACCCUAAGUUGCGAGACUUGUCGGUAGAUGGACAGUUGACAUGCGAAGCGGACGUGCAAUACAAAGGGAACUUCUCCAUUGAGAUUCUAGCCGUUGCGCGCAUAGACCUUGGAAAGAGAUUUCAGGCUCGUGAGGUCCAUCUCACUCUUGCGGGAGUCCUCAAGAAACUCGAAGGGCAUCUGUUGAUCCGGAUCAAGCCACCACCGAGCAACCGAAUAUGGAUAUCCUUCGAAACAGCGCCCCAGGUUGAAAUGUCCAUUGAGCCCAUCGUUAGCCAACGCCAAAUCACGUACGGCGUCAUUCUCCGCGCCAUCGAAAGCCGAAUCAGGGAGGUCAUCGGGGAGACUCUCGUCUAUCCCAAUUGGGACGAUGUACCGUUCCACGAAACACUUCUCCAGAGAUUCAGAGGAGGCAUCUGGCGAGAUGAUCACAAGCUGAGGCCACUACCAGACCAGCAAACCGAUGCUGCCGAGCAUGGUCUCGUGGACAAGGUGGACAAGUUGGACAAGGGAUCGGAUUCUGAUGAGUCAGAUCUGCCAGCACCGUCACAAAGCCUUCGCGAGAAGACAAUGAGCAUGCCCUCUCUAGUCGACACCGCCCCGAGGAUCACGCAUCGUAAAUCGAUGUCCUCCAAAUCGGCCAUGUCGCUAGACGGUACUCACACUGAGCAAGGAACUUUGACCAGUUCUGAGUCCAGGUCGAGCCCAAAGCCAAGAGCUAUGCGAUCGACAUCCUUCGCCAGCGCUGCCACCCCUGUCGUCAACCUUGACCCUGCGACUGUGGAAGCCUUGAAACGUCCUGGCAAACAGAGUGUGGCCCAAAGCGCCAUCAAAGACAUCUCAAUGCGAUCGCCCCCAACUUCUCCUCCCGAGUCCCCAUAUGGAUCACCACCUCAACCGUCUCUAGUUGAGCAUGUCGUCAAGAAAGACAGCGUGUCUUCUCAGGAGUCUCAGAACGAGGAUGCAUUGGAGCCCGACUCUGUCAUAUCAUCUUCCCCAAAGCGCUCAAUGACGCAAGCAAGUAUCUCUACCACCGAUAGCUCCUCUUCACACGACUCAGGCAAGUCGAAAUAUGCCACAAUCAACGCAGUCUCGCGAGCAGGCCUGAACCAAGCAACCAUUGCGGCCAAGAAGUGGUUCGCAAAUCGCCAGCAGACACACAACCAACCCAAUGUACCCACAUUCACGGCAAAAGACGCCGCCGCUAUUCUACGCGGCGACAAGGAACUCGAAGCAUCACACGCUGCGCCUGCACCAGGAACUCCCUCGAAUCCCAUAGGCCGCGGCCAACCACUACCUCCACCCGGCCAACCUCUUCCUCAUCCUCCGAAACAGCACCAGACUGCCGGCGGCUGGUAUCUCACCAAACGCAAACCCGCACCACAGUCUUCCGGCAUGGUAUCACAUAGUCCUUUGAUGCCUGCAACACCCACUCGUCGCACAUCAAGUUCGGCAUCCUCGACCAUAGCAGACGCCACUAGCCUCGCCGAUCCUGGGCGGGAAAAGCAACGUGAUAGCGCGCCUGACACUCCCGAUCUGGUUCCCACCGCGCCCGAUCUGCCUCCGCGCCCCGGCUCGGCCCUUGAUCCCGGACUUUCAUCCGCUGAUCAAACCCACGACAUGUUCUCCAUAAAUACAGCUCCACUGAAUGACAAAAGCAUGAGCAGUUCCAAGUCCAUAGCCGCGAACGAGCGUCGCAAAUCUAGCACAGCCAGUCUUGCUGGCACAAGCACCCAUGCUGCCCCUCCAUCCUCGCCCCGCGCGCCCCCGCGCCGGAAGCGUCUGAGUGUUGCGCACGCUCGUGAUGUAGAUACCGGGCCUGAUAAUGGGCUGCUCGUUGUCAAGGCUCCUGUCGCGGACGACGUGAGUCCGCUGGCAAGUCCGGAGAAAGGCGUGAUGGGUGUUAUUGAUGAUCCAUUGGAUGUGGAAGCAGACAGAGUUGUGCGCAAAGAGGUUGAGAGUGCCAGUGGUGGGAGUGUCGAUGAGAGCAGGACGGAGAGGAUGGGACGCCACAGACACGAGAGGAGCGAGAGUAAAGACGACGAUGCAGAUGCGGUAUUUUUGAGUGCAAUGGACAUGUAGGCGCCGCUUAUGCAUUGCGUACAUGUACAUACAUAUGCACGCACACAGCUUCUCCGUAAGUGUCUUUCAGUGUGUGUGUGUGUGUCUGGGGAGUGCAGCGACUCUCCUCGUUGUAAUCCGAGUAUACGACACCUGCGACGUGUUCUUGCUUGACGUGUUUGAUCUCCACACCCAUACCUACACCUAUACCCACGCCCACGUCCACGUCCACACCUACACCCACAACCACAUACAUACCCACGCCCAACACCUACUCCCAUGCUCGCAGCGUUCCAUCCUCCUGAUCGUC
Pseudovirgaria hyperparasitica is the source of this 3564-nucleotide messenger RNA. RefSeq lists its product as uncharacterized. The record is from RefSeq and is a predicted model, not a curated record. The transcript is spliced from 2 exons. Gene Ontology annotation, biological process: phospholipid transport. Gene Ontology annotation, molecular function: lipid binding. Gene Ontology annotation, cellular component: endoplasmic reticulum; ERMES complex. Bases 156 to 3275 code for a protein of 1039 amino acids. Lineage: Eukaryota; Fungi; Ascomycota; Dothideomycetes; Acrospermales; Acrospermaceae.